UCGGAGUCAGUUGCUCUUAUGCUUGCCAGACAUUAACAACAACCACGCCGGGCUGUUGCAGUGCGAGCCUCGUGACUCGAACGUCACAGGUGAUUCGAAAUAAUUCGAUAUUUUUUUCAUGGCAAUUCUACCUGUGCGCACCUGGCUAACAACCCUUCAGCAAUCGUUUCUUGAUUGACUAUAAUCGAGGAAGAGAAAAGUGAUGCGAACAUUUACUGACAGUUGCGUUUGUGGAUUGUGACGAUCGUGUUUUCCAAAUGACUGGAUGAAUAAUAGAAGAAAAAUUUUGGAAAAUAAUUUUCCAUAUCAUUCGAGAAGUGUCAUCAGUGAUAUUUGACAGAAAUAAAAUAAUCUACUCGUUCAGUGAGUGAUUCCCCGAGUGACAGUGAUCCAAGUAUCGUACUUCCUUAUUCGAAGGGAACAGUAAUUAAUUAAAGGAUUGUUCGAGUUCUUCGAGUACGACAAUCGAUGUGGAAGAAUGUGGAAAAUGAAAGUCUAAAAUUGACGAAUUUAUUGGUAGGAUCGCGGAUGUUGUCAGGAUCGAGAGAACAAUGACGAUGGACAGUUGAAGAUACCAUUUACGAAAAUUCUGCGGAGGGUGAUCGAGGGCUCGUCUCCGGGGGGGUUGUGGAUAUUAUGUUAGCAAAGGGAUUAUGCGUGUUUCUGAAGGUGUUGGCGUUGGCGGGAAGCGUCUCGGCGUUUCUGCCAGAAGAUCUCGAGGAUCGGGCAACUCCUGCUAAUCUCCAAGAAGAAUGCGCCUCGAAAUGUCCGGACCUCGAUUUGAACCAGAAUCGAACGGACGACUUAAGUUCAGAGGUGGGGUGUGGAGUACGAUGCAAGAUCGACCAGUGCACAAAAGGCUGUGGAGCGUGGCAACGAGCACUCGACACGAGCUGUCAAGCCGUCUGCAAUGGAACGCAAGAACUGCUGCCGCCCAAGGAACUCUAUUGUGUUCUGGGUUGUCACGACGCGCUAAAUCGUUACUUCCAACAAUUGAAAGCGGAAAUCGGCAUCCCACCCGCGCCGGCUCUGGUGGCGGACUCGUUGACCGCAACAUCUCUGAGGCUCGAAUGGAAAGGAAUAGACAUCGAAAGACGCGGAGGAGGAAUCUCGUAUCUGGUGCAAUGGAGGUACGAAGAACUGGCUGAAACUUGGCAGUACUGCAGAAAUCAAUCUUGGGGGGAAGAUGAUCAGAUCUUGGUGGAGAACUUGCAGCCGUACACGAAGUACAGAUUUCGCGUAGCGUUACUCUUAAAAUCAUCGCAACACAAUCCCGAGCCGAUCGUCUCCGCUCCGAGCGUCGUGAUACGAACGCUGGCAGAGGGUUUACCGACCUCAGCACCGGUAAUUGUAAGAGCGGCGGUGGUUGACAGCUGCCGUGUCUCUGUGUCUUGGGAACCAGGUCCAUUUCCAAACGGGCCACUUUUGUCUUAUGUCCUGCGACUGCAAGGGGCUGACUACUCCCAGCUUAAGGAUAUACCAGCGUCAGAGAAUACUACAUGUCUCAAAAUCAUGGGUCACUACAUGUUUCAAAAUCUCGAGCCGAAUCAAAAUUAUUCCAUAAGCGUAACUAUGAGAAACGGUGUCGGCGAGGGUCCUUCUGCGGUCACUUGCAUUACAACAACCCCGGAACCGGCUGUGAAAGACACGCAACAACCAAUUCUAAUUCUCGGAGGGCAACACGUAGUCAUGAAGCAGGACGCGGACAUGCUUGACGAUCCCAGCGUGAUUUACGAGAACCCGAGUACGAUUUGUGGUGUCGCGAUCCACGUUGCUUCCGCCCAGCUUUUCGUCUCUGAUUCCAUGGGAUACGUGUACAGAACGUCCCUCGAGAAACGAACGAAACCGACAGUGAUACUGAGCCCCAGUCAAACUAACUUCAAACCGUUAAGCCUGUCCGUCGAUUGGCUGAACCUGCAUUUAUACAUUCUGGGCGAGGUGAAACACGCGACGAUUUGGCAGAUAGCAAGAUGCAAUUUAGAUGGAAGAGGUUUGACUGUUGCCGUGGCUGGUUCCUUAAUGCAACCCACUCACAUCGAAGUAGACCCGUACAAUGGAUACUUAUUCUGGGUGAACAAGUGCGGUUUGUACAGAUUGGAUCUGGCUGACAUUAGCAACGGAGUGAAACACGAGGUUCAGCCUUAUUUAAUCCUGGAAGAAGCUUAUUUGAACGCAUUCACUGUAGACCACACGAACUUUCAGUUGUUAGUCCCUAGUCACAUUAAUAACACGGUGAGGUCACUUUCCCUGGAUGGUCGGGAGCUGUUCAAUAUCCGUAACAACACUCAGCAACCGAAAUUCAAGAAUGUAAUCUCUUUAGCAAUGGCGAACGGUUUGUUUUACUUUACCAACGGGGAGGAGGUAUUGAUAGAAGGAUAUCAUUCAGGACAGAACAGAUAUUUUCAUAAUGCCUAUCCUGAUAGGUCGAACGGUUCAUUUAUCAGUGUCAAUGUACUUAUGGACGCGAGCCAGCCCAUUCCUGUUCCGGUGAAUCCUCCCACGGGUGUCCAAGCUGUUCUCGGGGUAGAGAGGGCCAAAGUUUCUUGGCAAGCGCCUCAUUUGUUGGGCGGUCAGGGUAAGGGCGCUUGGCAGAAUUGGUCCUACGAGCUCGAGAUCAAGGACGAGUCCACUGGGGAGACGAUCCAUCAGAAAGAUAUCGCCGGAUCGUCUCACACUGUGCAUAAUCUUCGAGAGAAAUCAGAGUAUUCGAUCAAAGCUGCCGCUUAUACCAGCGCUGGCAGAGGACCGUGGUCCACCGAAUUCAGGGGACGAACGUUAAGAGACGGAUCACACGCGUCCAUUCUUUGGUCCGCGAACGAAGGUCUCCUAAGAAGCGACGUAACUGGUGAGAAUAUCGAAACUCUGAUAUACAAAGCGAGUUUAAAAGAAGCAGAGACCGACUAUCAUAUCGUCGACGUCACUUGGCACAAGGAUGUUCUAUAUAUCGUGGGAAAUAAUUCCGCGUUGUACCGAUACAAUGUCACUAGCCAUCAGAAGAGCAAGAUGAACAUUCAUUCCGUCGGUAGCGUGGCUGUUGACUGGCUAUCGAGAAAAUUAUACUGGGCUAAUCCGAAGCAACAAAUUAUUACAAGAGCAAAUUUAAAUGGAUCUCAUCAGGAACCUAUGUCAAUUUUAGCCAUAGUUAAGGAAUUAAUGAUCGAUUCUUUGGAGGCGUAUUUAUAUUGGUCCACAGGUCAUGCGGUUGAAGUAGCGCGCUUAAAUGGACAGGAUAGAAGAUACUAUCAUUCUGACGAGAUAUUCAAUGGCAAACAAGUGAUGGGUUUAACGUUGGACACAGAAAACAGAUACGUUUAUUGGAUUGUUCGUAGUUAUGAGAGUGGAUCGAUUGUCUAUCGUGCACCAACGUCAGAAAGGAUCCCUAUGAGUCACAAAAUUGUGCCUGAGAAGGUGUCAGCCCUGCAGCAUCCAAACAUGCAAGGCUCUUUGUGUUACUUUUCAGAGCACCUUUUCUGGCUGCAAGACGAUCGAAACGCAGUGAUAGGCGAUCUGUCAGGUCAGAACACAGCUGUGAUAAAUGGCAUCGCUCUAUCGGGCCUUCGUAUGGUAGCCGUGAUGGAUCCAGCUCUUCAUCAAUACCCAAAGAAUCUAACAUCAGAGACGGUGGUCGUUCUACCAAACGCGGUUAAUUACAGUAGCAUCAGAGUUGAAGGGAUCUGGAGGAACUUCAACAUAUCCUGGGACCCUGUGGAGAACAUCAACUACGGCACUGUAUUCUACGAAGUGAAAUUCGCAGACUACAUAAACACGAAUUCGAAUCCAGAGAUCACGACUGAGACUUCGAUGCCUUACAACAACUCGGAACAGAUUCUACCUUAUUCGGUCCUGGAGGUGACAGUGAAAGCGUUCACUUACUGGGAAACUGCACACCAUACCAGGAAGAUAUUAAGAUCACCGCAAAGUGUGCCGACCCAACCAACCAAUCCCAGAGCCUUCAUAGAGUUCCACAAAGAACCACUGAGCGAGAACGUAGAUAUAUUCGCGAUAUUCAGAUGGGACCAACCAGAGUUCACUAAUGGUUUGAUCACUGGGUACACAGUUCAAUGUUGGUUCAUAGAGAACCACACAGAGAUCCAAAUCUGCGAUAACUCUUUGAUUCCUGCGUCAUUACUGGAGCACACUGUGCAAGAUCUCUUGCCAAACACAACUUACUACUUCCAAGUUCGAGCGCAUACCGAGAUCGGCGCAGGGCCGUACACGGAUGUGAUAAACAUUUCAACGAUAUACGAGAAUCCGGUACCCCAACUGUUAGUAGCUACGCUGGAUGCGGUUAGGGUAUCGGAUCUAGAUCAAGAAGUAAAUUACACGAUCACUCGACACAUUGCCAUCGAGGUGGCCUAUCUAGCUGCGGAGAGUAAAAUCUAUUGGAUAAACGAGAUGCAAGAGUUGGUCACUUCGGAGUUGAACGGUGCGAAUGCCACGAAAAUGUUGGCAUUGAACAACAGUGCUCUUAGUAUAACCGUCGAUUGGGUGGCGAGGAACUUGUAUUGGUCCGAAUCGAGCUACAUAGAAAACGAAGGUCGUAUCAUGAAGUUAGAUUUGACCACCUGGCAAGUUGGUAUUCUUAAGUACGAGAAUAUCGUUACGACGAAUAGGCGCAUAGUGAACCUUGACGUGUUACCAUCUACAGGAUCACUGUACUGGAUAGAAUUAACGAAGAAGGACAUCGGAGUGAUAAUGCAAUCAGAUUUGAAUGGAAAAUCGAAUCAAUUGUUCUUCAAUCACACAGACGACUGCUCUUGUCCGUACAGACCGUCGGUGAUUCCCGUGAUGACGAUCGACAGCACGAACUAUCAGAAACCAGUCAUGUACUGGAUCUCCCUGGAAGGGCACCUAAACAUCGCUGACAUCAAUGGUUGCACUUGCAGCUUGAUAGUGAGCGCGAGCUUCAACAAAGGCCUGCCACCGACCUCGUUAACAGUCGACAAGAUGAACAUCUAUUGGUCCAAUAUCGCGGAGGAUCAGAUUUACUUCGUAAAUAAAAAGUACCCUGACGAUGAAGAUAUCAAGCAUUUCUAUCUGCCAACCGUGCGCAGCAUAAAAGCUCUUGGGAAAUCAUUGCAAUCCUAUCCCAUAACGAAUUGCUUGAUACCCCAUCAGGUGUCCUACAACGUCGAAGAAUCCAAUAAAACAGCGAAUACUAUCACUGUGAAGCUUCCUCGACCUGUACCUCAGUUCGAUUGCAAGGAAUACAAUUUACCUACGACACUGUACACGAUAUACGUGUCUCCGUGCUUGGAAAAUGAUCCUAACAUGUGCAAGGACACUGACAGAACAAAGUUGCAGACAUACGAAACUGAGUAUCAAAUAAAGAAUCUGAAGCCUUUCACGAAGUACAGAUUGAAACUGGCAUUGAGCAAUUACUAUGCUGAUUUAGAAUCGAUGAGCUUAGAGUUUGGCUCUGGCGUGGUACUGAGAACCGGAGCUGGUGCUCCGACUGCUCCAGAAAACGUAACUGUCGAGGCUCUGACCCCAACGUUGGCCAUCGUUUAUUGGAUGCCUCCAAAGAUACUAAACGCUGCUGCUGUCCGAUACGAAAUACAUUGGAAGCUAGAUAGCCUGAUAAACGGGGCACGACAAAAGGGAGAACAGUUGAUAAAGGGCAACGAGCGCACCGCGGAUGGUCGAUUCUUUAGCAUGCUCGAACCAUGGUUGCCUGGUCAGAAGUAUAAAGUGUUCGUCCGUGCCUAUCCUGCUGAAUCUAACGACAAUUAUAGCGAGAGUCUUGGCAAACCGGUGACAAUGUACCCGGAGCCUAAUAAAAUAUUCUUAACUGGGGUCAGUUUGGACAGUCUGAAUGUAACUUGGACGCCAACCGUGAAUCAAGUCAAAUACACUUUAGAGUAUAAAGAUGUUGCCAUGGAGGACUGGCAAGUGGCGAAUGAUUCUAAAAUGUACAAAAACAAAGUGACUUACUUUAUCAAGAACCUACAACCGCGUACUUCGUACAAAUUUCGUCUGCUCAUUAGAUACCCUAAUUAUAAGAAAGACUUUGUUUGGCCACCCGAUGGGGGGUUCACGUUUCUGACAAUGGGUGAUGUACCAAGUGCGCCAGGAAUGCCUACAGUUACUAAGCUUCGCAAUUCCGUGUAUCAAUUAAACUGGGAACCUGCCCAGGCUCAUGGUUCACAGAUCACGCUAUACCGUCUGGAAGGGAUGAAAAUAAACGAGAUCAACGAACAAAUAGACUCGAGCGAUAAUACCAGCUGGAAACUGUAUUACAAUGGAACGGAUAAUUACUGGAUAAUCACGGGCGACAUGGACGACAAGUAUCGGUUCCGGGUUCAGGCUAAAAACGCGUACGGAUUUGGCCCAUGGAGCAGAUCCAGUCUCGUCAUUGAUUUAACUGAAACUACAGGAGGAAUAUUAGCGACACAACAGCAUCUUGGUUUGGUGCUGGGACUCAGCGUCCCUGUUAUCACCAUCAUGCUCAUCUGCUUUUGUUAUUUUCUUUGCCCAGUGUAUCGGCAACGCAAGGAGGACAAAAAGGCAGUUCUACCUCCGUUAGUAAGCGACGUAGAACUGGCGACUCUACGGGAGAUACCGAGAGGAAAUUUCGUUCAAUCCAACGCUCUUUAUGCGUCCACUUUGCAAACUGAUCCUGAUGACUCGACGUUGCCGAAAAUCAGAAGGGAACAAAUCACACUGGCCAAGUUUCUGGGCAGCGGGGCAUUUGGAGAGGUGUUUCAAGGUAACGCGAAAGAUUUGGAGAGACCAGGAAUCACCCCGGUUGCUAUAAAAACCCUACGAAAGGGAGCAUCGGCUCAGGAGAAGACCGAGUUCCUUCAGGAAGCCAGACUUAUGAGUCAUUUUCGGCAUAAACACGUGCUCAGACUUCUGGGAGUUUGUUUAGACACAGAUCCACCACUGUUGGUGCUGGAACUGAUGGAGGCUGGCGAUUUGUUAAGUUAUUUGAGAGCCAGCCGCUCGUUGCAGCCUUCCGAUCCACAUGCUCUGCGCUUGCAAGAUUUACUUGCCAUGUGCGAAGAUGUCGCUAGGGGAUGUCGUUAUUUGGAGGACCUGCAUUUUGUACAUAGAGAUCUAGCCUGCAGAAAUUGCCUGGUAUCUGCUAGGGAUCGAGAGAACCGUGUCGUUAAGAUCGGUGACUUUGGCCUUGCCAGGGAUAUAUACAAGAACGAUUACUAUAGAAAGGAAGGGGAAGGGUUGCUCCCCGUUCGUUGGAUGGCUCCUGAAUCAUUGGUGGAUGGAGUAUUCACUUCUCAGAGUGACGUUUGGGCAUUUGGAGUACUGAUGUGGGAAAUCACGUCGUUAGGGCAGCAACCGUAUCCUGCCAGGACUAAUCUAGAAGUAUUACACCACGUUCGUGCGGGUGGAAGGUUACCCAAACCUCUCAACUGUCCACCUGUUCUACAUCAACUGAUGCUGCGUUGUUGGAGUGCCGCUGAUGCCAGGCCGAGUUUCAAAGUUUGCCUUGAAAACAUAGUUAGUCUUCGUAGCACUAUAGAGGACGCGCCGUUAAGUCCGGUACACGCUGGUCAUUACCUGGCUAGAAGAGGCGUGUCUAACAUGGCUUACUUUGCCGACGAGAAUCAAAAUCAUAAUAAUUCAGGGAGCUCCUGGAAAUCGAGCAGUUCCGAAGGCAGUCGCGAUAUGCAACCAUUCCUUCAGAAUUCUCAUAACGCAGCCCUGACAUCGCAAUCCAGUGAUACACCGAAAUAUUUAGAGUUAUUAGCGGAUAACGAGGAUAUUAUUUUAAGGGAAAAUUCGACGAACGGAUACGAAGUGCCUCGAUCGAUCCAUAUCUCUCAUCCGAACCUGACUAAUACAACCAAACCUAGUACAAAUGGAGAUCUAAAGAAGAAUUUACACUCUGACCAAGAACAGAAAGGUACUUUGAGUGACACCAAAGAACAACUGGGGAAGAAAUGUGAUAAGAGAUCUUCGGUAUCCAGUUUAAGUUUACCCGAGCGUAAAAGAGCAUCGCUUGCAAGUAUGACUGAAAAGUCUAACGGUUCUGAUUGCUCGCAAUCAGGACCGACUGUUAAAACGAUCUUAAAAAGAGACUCCUUCACGUCUCUAACUGAUCAACGAAAGAAUAAAAGGAACAUAGUCGAACGACGAGGUUCGGAGAUAAGUUUAGAAGGUAGAAGUUCUAGUUCGUUAAGCUCCAGUAUCAGUUUAGCUCCACCAACACGACCUAGCUCAUCUUUAAUUAGUUCGCAAAAUGUUCUUCCUCUGAAGAACAGUGUUAUCGGUGGAGACACAAUGGCGAACGAUGGUAACGUUAAAAGCACAUUGCCAAAAAUUCAAAGGACUCAUUCUAAUUUACAAAAUGGUAAAGCCAACAUUCCUUUGGUGAUAAAUAGUGCAUUGUUAAAUUUAUUAAGACAAACUCCUGUCGUCGAAGACAGCAACAAUAUAGUCACGUAUACGAAUAUUAAUACGGAUGCCGUUAGAGUGAACGGAUCCUGAAGUUAUUGUUGUUAAAGGUGAGGAUGGAUUAAUUAAAGUCGUUAAAGCACAAUCGUAAGUUUCAGUUAUAACUGCACGAUGAAACUGGAAACGCGCGUCAAGUUCCAUAGUUCUAAACUGCCAUAUUAAUAUGUAAAUAUUUAAAAGUUUAAUACGUAUCAUUAAUUUGUAGGUAAAUUUGUGGCAGAAAUUUCUUUUUUUUUUUUACUGUAGCAGUUUUAGUUGUAAUCGGUGACUUGUUGUCGUAACACGUAAGAAACGAGAAUAGAUAUAGAGUAUUAUUAUAAAGUGAUCGAAAGUAAUAGUUUUAUACUUGUUAUCGCGACUAAUGUAUUUAUUUAAUUACGUAAAAGUAUGAUCAAAUUUUCACUGUUCAUUGUACAAAUUUCAUAUUCGGUGAUAUCGUAGGGUAAAAUAUAAAAAAUUAAUAUUUCAUGUUACAUAAGGAUUUGUUAAGUUUUAUGUAUAAAUUUAGUGAUUCUUAUUGAGAAUAGUACAAUUAAGAGUAAUACGUCUUCAAUUAUAUUAAAUUUUAUAUGACUGAACUGAUAGCGUUCUAAACUCGUAUUUUACAAUUUUAAUAAUACAUUCAUACAUUUUCAAGGGGACUGUAAAUACUUUACUCUCAAACAAAUUUAAUAUUUUUUUAAAUUUCGUAAAAGUAUUAGAAGAGUUAUAGGUAUACAAAUUGAAAGAAUAUACUGUGGUAAUUGUAGCAAUAAAAUUUGGAUAUUCUCCGAAAAUAUUUUGAUAAUUUUGUAAGACAAAAUUGUUUAGUUAUGAAAAUAAAAUAAAUGCAUUUACAAAAUCAAAUAAUCCGACAAGUUUUCUGAAAUAUUUUUUAGAGUCUUCCUAUUUAAAUAUUGUCUGAAUACUGUUAGUUCCUCGAAAUAAUUUUUUACCGAGAGUAAAUCAACUCUUGUAAAUACCUUUUAAUAUCACAUUAAAAAAUGUAUAUGGCAAAGGAAGUAGUAAUCGUAUGAAUAUUGUAUGUUAUACAUACACGUUUAUAUUAACUCACACAUAUUACUUGUUAUCGAAUCACGCAAUUUAUGAAAUUUACCGUCUAAGUUCGGGCUAAAUAAAAGUUUCGAUGUAAAUGAAUAAACAUUGUUCAAAUAUUA
Messenger RNA from Osmia lignaria (orchard mason bee), 9575 nucleotides. RefSeq names its product receptor protein-tyrosine kinase sevenless (gene sev). Gene Ontology annotation, biological process: cell surface receptor protein tyrosine kinase signaling pathway; multicellular organism development; positive regulation of kinase activity. Gene Ontology annotation, cellular component: plasma membrane; signaling receptor complex. The record is from RefSeq and is a predicted model, not a curated record. Lineage: Eukaryota; Metazoa; Arthropoda; Insecta; Hymenoptera; Megachilidae. Gene Ontology annotation, molecular function: ATP binding; protein binding; transmembrane receptor protein tyrosine kinase activity.